AUGCCCUCCUUAAAAUCAAUGGCCGCAAGUUUCAUGCGCUAUAUCCAAGUGGAUUUAGCUUCCUUUGAAGACAAUUACAAGAAGACCGUCGAUGAAUAUCUCACCCUAGCCGCUAUCCAGUACCAAAAACGAGAACUGGAGGAAAUAUGGGACAAGAUUUCCACCAGAUAUGAAUGGGUUCGAGAAUCUGAACUAAUGGAUGACCCCGAGAAAGCUGCUACCAUCAACAUAGAUGAACUCACCCGAGAAUACGCCAAAGCCAAAUCUCUGUUCAGAUCUCGAAUUAUUUCCAUUGAUGCAGCACUAGCAGAAGCAACCCGACUGGAAACCUUGAAAAAUUCCCCUCCUACCCCUUCUACUCCUCCUACCCCUGUAACCCACUCAGCACCUAGCUCAUCAUUUAGCGUACCCCCUUGCGACAUGCAAGAUUUCCAUGGCGAUUACAAAUCUUGGACAUCUUUCCGAGAUAUGUUCAAAGCCAUUUAUGGUAAUAACUCUCGCCUUAGUGGGGUAGAAAAAUUGUUUUACUUAAAACAAAAAACCCGCGGGGAGGCCAAAGAAAUAGUUGACAGUGCGCCAUUGACAAACGAUGGCUUUGUUAUCGCUUGGACACUGCUAACUUCUCAAUAUGAGAAUAAACGCAUGCAAAUUAAUGCACAAUUGAAAACUUUAUUCAAUCUACCAUAUGUCAAUGUCCAAUGUGGUGUAGCUAUUCGUAAAUUACAGAGAAAAAUAAAUAGUUGUAUUUCAAAUCUAAAUACACUAGAUAUUGAUACAGAUAAUUGGGAUCCAAUUUUCGUAUAUCUCUGUUCGUCUAAACUGCCCAAAGAAACACUCGAAGAUUUUGAGAAAACCCUAAGAGACAGUUCCAAUAUACCCUGUUGGACUGAAAUGGACAUAUUUUUGACAAACACAUAUAAAGGACUUGAAUCUGUUAAUGAUAUCAAGAAUCCAAACACAUACCCAAGAAAUAAACAAAAUUCUGACAGUAAGAACCAAAAUGAGCGAAAAGGCAAUACAUUUGUAAAUAAUGUUACCCAAGAACCCAAAAAAGAUACCCAUGCCAAGAGAAAGCCUCAACCCGAACAAAAUCCUUCAAACUCCACCCGAACCCAAAACACUAGUAAGCUCAAUGGCUCUGUAUGUAAGCUUUGUAAAGCAAAUCAUACUUUGAGAGAUUGCCCCUCCUUUAUCUCAAUGGGAGUAGCCGAAAGGAUUAAUUUUGUUAAACAAAAUGGCUGUUGCUAUAAUUGUCUAGCGAUUUCUCACGGCAUUAAAGAAUGUCACAGUACCUUUACUUGUAGACAUUGUGGCGGAAGACAUAACUCUCUUCUUCACAGACCCUCGUCGAACUCUAAUACACACGCUAGUACGAACUCUAACCCGACAGAUGAACAACCAUCAACAUCAACACGGAAUGUGUCGCAGUCGUUUUCAACACUGACCAACCAAACUGAUGGCGUAUUAGAUGACCGGAAAAAACUUUUAGGGACAGCUGUUUUAAAUGUCCAAGUUCAUGGUUCUAUAUUUCCAGCGCGAGCUCUAAUAGACCCAGCGUCAGAUUUUUCGUUUAUUUCUGAUCAGUUCAGACGAAAAUUACACAUACCCACACAACCCAUAAUAGCUGAAAUAUCUGGUUUGAACGAAGUUGUAUCAGCUCGUUCAAACAAAAUGUGUGAAGUUACUCUUAGGUCCAAUACCCAAAGAAACUUUAGUUUAGAAAUCCAAGCGAUAGUGGUCAAAACGCUAACUAGAACAUUACCCACCCAAAGUAUAAACCCAAAUAUCAUAAAAGAUUUAGAACAGAUUCAGUUAGCAGACCCAAGGUUUUACGAAAGUAGACCUAUCGACUUCAUUAUAGGAAGUGAUUUCUACCCACAGAUUUUAAAAUCUGGCGUUAAGAAAGAUUUUCUUAACACACUAAUAGCUCAAGAUACCGAAUUUGGUUGGAUCUUGACUGGACCUGUCGAAGAGACUCACAGAACCCAAACAAUAGUUUCAUAUUUCAGCGCAGUUACACUUAAUAAAUGCUUAACAAAGUUUUGGGAAAUUGAAGAAAUCCCACAAAAACCCAUUAAGUCGGUAGAAGAAACUGUAUGUGAAAAUAUUUUCACGAAAACCACCCAACGCUUACCCAAUGGCCGUUAUCAAGUAGAUCUUCCGUUUCGAACCCCGCAGCUAGAGUUAGGAAACUCACGCCAUGUGGCAAUGGCACAAUAUUUAAGAAACGAGAAGAAUUUGAUGAAGAAUCCUACUUUAAAGUCUGAGUACGAUAACGCUCUGCAAGAAUAUGUUGACUUAGGUCACAUGAAAGCAGUUAAUUUUAACCCAAACAGUUCUUCCACGACUUAUUAUUAUCUACCCCAUCAUGCUGUUGUCAAACCCGAUCGUGUUACGACAAAAGUUCGAGUAGUUUUUAAUGCUUCCAGCAAAACUUCGAACGGCAACAGCUUAAAUGAUGCUCUAUUUAUUGGUCCUACAUUACAACAGGAUUUAUCUAUUGUAAUAUUAAAAUGGCGCUUUUAUAAGAUCGUUUUUAAUGCCGAUAUUACAAAAAUGUACAGGCAGAUCUUAUUGAACACUACCCACACCCCGUUUCAGCGAAUAUUAUUUCGUAAAAGCGUUAAUGAACCCAUAAAGGACUAUGAACUUCAAACAGUCACGUUCGGAGUUAAUUGCGCACCCUAUCUAGCAAUUAGAACUCUUCUUGAACUGGCUAAAGAAGUUGAAAAUACCCACCCGAUUGCAUCUCAUAUAUUGAAAAACAAUAUGUAUGUUGACGAUGUUUUAUCUGGUGCCCAUACAAUUAAAGAUGCAAAAAUUGCUCAAACUGAAAUGAUUACGGUGUUAGAUUCCGCAGGAUUUCCAUUAAGGAAAUGGAUAUCAAAUACACCUGAUCUGUUAAGCAUUUUACCCGAAGAUCAUUUACUUGAUGUGGAUUUACUCACCCUACCAGAUUCCCAUAAUACCAAGACCCUAGGUAUUCGAUGGAAUGCAAAAGAAGAUUUCUUUUUCUUCAGCGUACCCACUAUCGAGAAGAGAAAUUCGUACACAAAACGCUCAGUGUUAUCUGAUAUCGCUCGUCUGUUUGAUCCAGCGGGUUGGUUAGCACCAAUUGUUGUGUCUGCUAAGAUCAUUAUGCAACAAGUUUGGCAAGAUAAAACAGACUGGGAUGAAUGUCUAAAACCACUUACCCUAACAAAAUGGUUGAAAUUCUUAAAAUUUUAUGAUGAUAUUAAUAAAAUUCGAAUCCCAAGAUGGAUUAAUUUUGAACCCUCAUCAAAAAUAGAAUUUCAUGGCUUUUCUGAUGCAUCAGAAAAAGCUUAUUCAGCAGUUCUAUAUGCAAGAGUUACACCCAUUGAUGGGCCAAAUACAGUUACCCUACUCUUCGCUAAAACGCGAGUCGCGCCCAUAAAAGUUCUAUCAAUACCCAGAUUAGAACUAUGCGGUGCAGUGUUGUUGGCAAAAAUGUUCCACAACGUUUUAACUCAACUCAAUUUACCCUUACACCAAGUAUAUUUUUGGACAGAUUCCACAAUUGUUUUAGCCUGGCUUAGUAAGCAUCCAAAAUCAUGGGAAACGUUUGUAGCUCACCGUGUUGCCGCUAUAUCGGAUACCGUCGGAGUAGAAAACUGGAAUCACGUCGUGUCACACGAAAAUCCAGCCGAUCUUGCCAGCCGUGGAUGUACUGCCGAAGAGCUGACAAACAACAGUUUGUGGUGGAACGGACCCUCAUGGUUAAAAGAAUCUGCGUCCAAAUGGCCUAUUACAACCCAACCCUAUAUAACUCAAGCUGAAACUGCUCAAAGUUACGCGAACACAGUAACAACCCAAAUAGACAUUCUUAAAGAUUUCUCAAAAUGGUCUAGAGCUCUUCGAGUCUUUUCAUAUGUUUAUCGUUUUUAUGAUCGAAUCUCUCGUACCCCAAGACAAUUGACCCGUCAUCAGAGAGUUGAACUUAAUCAAAAUACACAUCCUGAUCCUAAAAACAGAUUUAAAUUAUUGUUUGAACACCCUAGCAUUCAAUUGGAUGCAGAAGAGAUCAGCACAACAAAAGAUAAACUUAUAAUAAUAUGUCAGACUCUAUAUUACCCUGAAGAGUAUAAUUGUUUAAAGAGGAAAAUUCCAAUACCCGGAAAAAGUACUCUUUCUACCCUAACACCCUUUUUAGACACGAAAAACAUAUUACGAGCAAAUGGUCGUUUGGCAAAUUCCAGUUGUCUAUCAUACAAUGAAAGACACCCAAUUAUUCUACCCUACAAGAGUUGUUUUGCAAAAUUGCUUACAAAUCACGUUCAUUUGAUAAGUCUACACGGAGGAAAUCAAGCUAUGUUGCGCGUUAUACGGUCGGGCUAUUGGAUUCCAAAGCUCAAAAAUCUGAUACGCUUCAUAAUUGAUCAAUGUACCCAAUGUACAAGAUAUAAGCAGCGCCAAACUACCCAAUUAAUGGCCGCUUUACCUCCAGAACGUACCCAAUUGUCAAGACCCUUUUACAAUACUGGAGUUGAUUUUGCUGGACCGUUUGACAUAAAAACGUAUGCUGCCCGAGCAUGUAAAAUCACCAAAGGCUACGUUUGUGUCUUCGUAUGCUUUGCAACAAAGGCAAUUCAUUUAGAACCUACAUCAGAUCUGUCUACCCAAGCCUUUAUGGCGGCUUUCGCCCGAUUUUUUUCGAGGCGGGGAUGCCCUGCCAGCAUUUAUUCAGACAACGGAACUAACUUUGUUGGAGCUUGUCAACUACUGAGGAAAGAGCGGCAGGAAUUCCUUAAGCAGCUAAGAUGUUCAGUCAUUGAAGCCAACAGUUUUCAAAACCUGAUGUGGCAUUUCAUUCCACCCGGAGCUCCACACAUGGGAGGAUUGUGGGAAGCUGGCGUCAAAAGCUUCAAAAGCCACCUGAAGAAAUCAACAACAACCCGACACACAUUUGAAGAGUUCGCUACCCUUCUGGCAAGGAUUGAAGGGUGUCUUAACUCAAGACCACUCAGCCCAUCAAGUGAGAACUCACACGAUCUAAACCCAUUAACCCCAGGUCAUUUUUUGAUUGGUUCGCCUUUGUUAACACCUGCCGAACCCGAUUUUAGUGACGGAAACGUGACUAUUGCAAAUAGAUGGCAGAAACUGAGGAUUCAGCAUCACCAUUUCUGUAGAAGGUGGAAGGAAGAAUACCUCAAGGAGUUACACAAAAGAUAUAAGUGGAAAUACCCUCAAAGAGAAAUUGAAGUAAAUGAUUUAGUUGUCAUUAAACAGGAAAAUAUUCCACCAAACGAAUGGUUGCUGGGUCGAGUUGUUAAAGCUAUUCCGGGAUCUGACGGACGAGUCAGAGUUGUCGAACUACGCACUGCAACAGGAAGUUUAACUCGACCUAUAACGAAAGUUAUUGUAUUACCCACAAACUAG
This is a messenger RNA of Calliphora vicina (urban bluebottle blowfly), 5397 nucleotides long. RefSeq lists its product as uncharacterized. Gene Ontology annotation, molecular function: nucleic acid binding. NCBI's taxonomy places the organism in Eukaryota, Metazoa, Arthropoda, Insecta, Diptera, Calliphoridae. Gene Ontology annotation, biological process: DNA integration. The record is from RefSeq and is a predicted model, not a curated record. The transcript has a single exon. The coding region runs from base 1 to 5397 and encodes 1798 amino acids.